UGCGCUCACUGACUGAGUGAGUCAGGCACCGAGUGCGGCCUCGCACUGAGCAGUCACAUCCGCUCAACGUCGUCGCCCGCGACCGCUCCAACGGCUCAGCCAGUCAAUUCUGUGGGCAUCCGCACGUCUUUGCCUUUCUUACCAUCACAACGACUCGACCUCAGCCCGCUCCCCUCCCCGAUUCCUCCCUUUCCAUUGUACAUCGCCAACUCCAGCUUAGCAGCACCACGCAUCACGCACCACGCCCCACGCUCGCACGCACGCACACACGCCCACAUACCAGCAUCAUGCUCUUCAUCACCGCUCUCUGGUUUCUGCUCGCCACCGCUACGACGUACGUGGUGGCAACCGACCCCGAUGGGUCGUCUUACCCUCCUCCCAACACGCCCGACAGCCUCCCCGUCAACGACACGAUCCCCCUCGUAGCCUUCGACUGCAGCAAGACGCCCGCGGUGUGUGCCACCAUCUGCGACUGGUACGGCCAGGCUGAGCGCGAGGGAGGUUACAGAUGCGACAGUGCCUUGAGCCUCGACUCGGCCGACCAUCACAAGCUCAAGACUCGCGAUGGCCUCGAUGAGCCUGAGAGGUGCGGUGACGAGCGCGACUAUACUGGAUCGGGCGAGUGCAAGGUCGCUUUCCCUCCCAGGGACACGCACCAGGGCAAGCUCAGUGUUGGCCGCCAGAAGAGCAAGCCUGGCGCUGGCCGCCGUGGCUACUCGACCUACCCCGCCAUCGCUCGCGCCGAGGCUCCCGCUCACGAAGUCAAGCUCUACCGGGACCAGCUCAACAGCCUCUUCCAUCGCAGGGACAAUGGCUGGAACUUCAUCGCCGCCGUGGCUCAGUACGAUGGAAUUAAUCAGUGCAACGCAGCGAGCGACAACUACCAUCACGCCCGACGUAAGGUCCUGAUCCCUCAGGAUUGCAUUCAGCUGCCCACCAGCAACAACAGCAAGGGCCUCAAAAAGACGCGAGCCUCUCGUCUCAAGUCGCACAUCUACACGCUCGACUCUGGCAAGAAGGUGCUCGCUCGGGGAAUGCACGGCCUGCCUCCCGUCCGCAGCGUCUUCCUCGUUGAUGAGACGCACCCCGAUGGAGGUCGUCACGAGGCGAUCAAGCAGUCCAAAGCUCUACCCAUGCCUCCCUUCAUCGGCGUCUCAGCCCGCAGCGAUGGUGGGGACCCAACCAAUGGCUCCUCCACGUCUACCACGCUCGAGGUCGGCGCCCCUUGCACGUGCCUACCUCAGAGCUCUGAUGGCGGGGACUACGGCGAUGACGGUGACAACCAAAAGUCGUAGCGCACGCGCGCGCCGCCCAGCACACCCAGCAUAUACACACCACUUCUCUCAUUCGGCGUCGACUUAGUGCGCCCAACACGCAAGUACACACCACUUCUCACACGCGGCGUCGACUGAGUCUGCCCAACACCAGCUCAUGUAGUGCUAGUCUCGUCUCUCUGUCUCGAUAGCUCCCCGCCUGACGCCUUUGCGGUCGACUGACUCGACUCGCCUGGCUGUAUCAAGAGCACUGUCAUCGUCCUCUCCUCGCGCCGUGUCCGCCGUGGCAAUAUCAUCCUAGCUUUGCGCGCGAGCAGACUGGCAUGUCAUUGCGUUUGCCUUUCGCUUUUGGGA
Molecule: messenger RNA, 1628 nt
Organism: Jaminaea rosea
Lineage: Eukaryota; Fungi; Basidiomycota; Exobasidiomycetes; Microstromatales
Exons: 3
Coding region: 288-1295 (335 amino acids)
Source: RefSeq, a predicted model, not a curated record